Molecule: messenger RNA, 6276 nt
Organism: Paramuricea clavata
Lineage: Eukaryota; Metazoa; Cnidaria; Anthozoa; Malacalcyonacea; Plexauridae
Source: the annotation of a GenBank genome assembly
AGACAAGGGAACAAUGGAUGAUUCUAUCAGAAUCAUUAUCAUAGCGACAACAGUGGGUGCUGGCAUAUUCCUUGGCAUCACACUUAUCGUCUUAUUGAUAAAAUACAAACGAUUGAAGCGGGCUUCAAAAUUAUCAACUCCUGUCAAUAUUCCAUUGGAGGUGAAUGAAAUUUCACCACAACCAUUGCCAGUUGAUGAGGUAAAUUAUUUAUGGUCAUGGUGUUGGUGACACAGUGAAUGGUUAUUACAUAUGGGAUUCCAGGAAGAACAGAUCGAACUGAUAAAGUUAUCCAAUAUAAAUAGUUUUAGUUUAGGUUUCUUCUUGUAGUAGCACUGGAGGAAUAAGAGAUGGGCUCACUGAACCUCUAGAAUUGAUAGAACUAUGACAGCUAUCUAGUAUAAGUAAAUUUACUUUAGUUUGUACUUGAACUUCGAGGGUUUUUCUGUCUCCAGUUUUUCUCUAUCAUAAAAACCAACUCUUAGAAAUUAGUUGUCAAGCACGUGCAUGUAUCGUGUGCCUCUGACUCGGGUGAAUUGGGCAACCACACGCUGUGUGUAAUCGUCAUUAAAUAAAUCAAUCAUUCUUAUCAAAAAACAGGAGACAGUUUACGAAACUGUUCCGAACGUUGAUCAAGGGUUUCACAAAGACGUUGCCACAAAUGCAAACGAGUCUGAAGACAUAUCAGCUGAAGGUCAGUAAUAUCACAGAUUAUAGAUAUUAAUAUCUAACCUGUGGUAAUAAGCGUAUAAGAAUUAGUAUAAAAAAUUAUACUAACUUUGGUAUGUACUGUAACAUAUUUGCUCAUUCUAAGAAGAAAUGUAAUAAUAUAUCUUGGUUGAAAAGAAAUCAAUCUUGAUAAAUGUUUUCACUGAGAAGUAGUAAAGAACGAGGAUGAGAGUUGGUAAGAGGUAAUGAAGGUUGAAACUUUCGCUCGUGUUUGACCACCAACUUUUCAACUUUUAAUUGGUUCAAAUUUUGAUGAGAGUUUUUGCUGCGCGCGCUAAUAUCAAGUCAAAUCUCGUCAACUGUCAGCACCUCUUCUUCUCGUUUGACCAGGGAGAUUUGUAAUCGUCUUUUGUUUAAUUAAAGGCCAGGCAUCACUUCACGAUUGGGCAGGAGUUCUAUCAAAUGCAGACAAGACGUCUGGGUACGAAACGCCAGUCGAAAAUGAACAUCAGACGUUUGGGUACGAAACAUCAGUCGAAAAUGAACAUCAGACGUUUGGGUACGAAACAUCAGUCGAAAAUGAACAUCGAGAGUUUUACGAUGACGUCGCCACAAAUGCAAACGCGUCUGAAGACAUAUCAUCUGAAGGUCAGUAAUAUCACAGAUUAGAUAUUAAUAUCUAAAUCUAAAUAUGUAUAUUAGGUACUAUGUACAACAUGAGCAGCCGUGUUGAAAAGAAACCUGUCUUGAUAAUUGUUUUCACUGUAGAACGAGGAUGAAAGUUUUAAGAGGUAAUAAAGGUUGAAACUCUCGCUCGUGUUUUCCCGCCAACUCUCGUGCACUCUCAUAAACUCUCAUCAGUGUUCAGCUGGUUCAAAUUUUGAGUAGAGUUCAUGAGAGUUUUUGUUGUGCUUGGAAAUAUCCAGUUAACUCUCAUCAGUGUUUAUCUGGUUCUAAUUUUGAGUAGAGUUCAUGAGAGUUUUUGUUGCGCUUGGUAAUAUCCAGUUAACUCUCAUCAGUGUUCAUCUGGUUCUAAUUUUGAGUAGAGUUCAUGAGAGUUUUUGUUGUGCUUGGUAAUAUCCAGUUAACUCUCAUCAGUGUUCAUCUGGUUCUAAUUUUGAGUAGUUCAUGAGAGUUUUUGUUGUGCUUGGUAAUAUCCAGUUAACUCUCAUCAGUGUUCAUCUGGUUCUAAUUUUGAGUAGAGUUCAUGAGAGUUUUUGUUGUGCUUGGUAAUAUCCAGUUAACUCUCAUCAGUGUUCAUCUGGUUCUAAUUUUGAGUAGUUUAUGAGAGUUUUUGUUGUGCUUGGUAAUAUCCAGUUAACUCUCAUCAGUGUUCAUCUGGUUCAAAUUUUGAGUAGAGUUCAUGAGAGUUUUUGUUGUGCUUGGUAAUAUCCAGUUAACUCUCAUCAGUGUUCAUCUGGUUCUAAUAUUGAGAAAAAUUCCAUGCAAACUCUCGCCAUAUUAAGACGGAUGAUAUAUAUUUAUUGAUACAAUGAUAUAUUUAGGUUACGAAACUGUCGCAAGUGUUGAUCGAGAGUUUUACGAUGACUUUGCAACAAAAGCAAACGAGUAUGAAGACAUGAGAGUUGAUGUGGAGUACCCCUGUUCUAACACAAAGCAUUUUACAGCGCCCAGCUGAUGAGAGCUUUCGCUACGCGCGCUAUAAUUAUGCACGCCGAGAGUUGAGAAAAUCACACAGGCAUGAUGCUUGCGAACUCUCGCUAUAUUAGGGACGGGUCCUGCAGUCUUAAGCAUUGAUCAAACGCGCAUGAGAGUUGAGAAGCAGAGUUUAAAGCGAGUGAAGUGCAGACAAUGACUUUUGUUUUAGUCUUGGUGAGACACUAUUGUACGAGAUUAUUUUUUCUGCAAUUUUAUAUGUUAUUAUGCAAUAAAAUAUGUUAUUAUUAAAGUUAAAGUGAUUCAUUUUCAGUUCAGCCUUUCGUUACAUGGGUCCGAUAUACUAUUAAUGUGCUAUACGUGUCUUUAAUUUGGACUUGUAUAUUUUUUCUCCUUCAUGAUUAAAGAAACGUCUGGCGAAUAUUGGAUCAAAGAACUCAGUUUAAAGAACGAAGAUAAGACGAUACUAAAAUCUCAAAGAAUGCUGAAUGAUCGUCACAUGAACGCUGCGCAAAAACUAUUAAAGAAAAAAUUUCCACAUAUCAGUGGCUUACAGGACACCAUCUUAUCCCAAACUUCGUUCGUGAACACACAGGGUGAAGGAAUACAGAUCCAUAACACUGAAAAAUACCAUUGGAUUACAUCGGCAUCAAUAGGUAUAUAUAUAUAUAUAUAUAUAUAUAUAUAUAUAUAUAUAUAUAUAUAUAUAUAUAUAUAUAUAUAUAUAUAUAUAUAUAUAUAUAUAUAUAUAUAUAUAUAUAUAUAAAACCACAACAGACUGUUGUGGUUUUUUUGAGGUAAAACGAAAAACUAUAUAUAUAUAUAUAUAUAUAUAUAUAUAUAUAUAUAUAUAUAUAUAUAUAUAUAUAUAUAUAUAUAUAUAUAUAUAUAUAUAUAUAUAUAUAUAUAUAUAUAUAUAUAUAUAUAUAUAAAGCUUCAAAUUGAAAAUAAAUGUUAUUAAACUUCAAAUAAAUUAAUACAUGUUGUAAAGAUAAAGAUACGUUUCGGGGCACAGCCCCUUCGUCAGAAACGAGAUAAGUUCAAAUCCAUGUCCUUAAAUACUUUUGGCCCAAUCCUAAUUAACAUACACUAAUAAUAUAUAUAGACUUGCAUUAAUAUUCCUCCCUCAAAUUUAAUCCCAGUGGUACAUAUGUAUUCAAUUUUUCAAUCCAAAAACUUUCCCUUUCUGUAGGUUUAUUAACAUCCGUUAAUAAACCUACAGAGAGGGAAAGUUUUAGCAUUGAAAAAUUGAAUACAUAUGUACCACUGGGAUUAAAUUUGAGGGAGGAAUAUUAAUGCAAGUCUAUAUAUAUAUUAUUAGUGUAUGUUAAUUAGGAUUGGGCCAAAAGUAUUUAAGGACAUGGAUUUGAACUUAUCUCGUUUCUGACGAAGGGGCUGUGCCCCGAAACGUAUCUUUAUCUUUACAACAUGUAUUCAUUUAUUUGAAGUUUAAUAAAAUUUAUUUUCAAUUUGAAGCUUUAUAUAAAUGAAGUUUUUUGAGAGGCUAGUGAUAUAUAUAUAUAUAUAUAUAUAUAUAUAUAUAUAUAUAUAUAUAUAUAUAUAUAUAUAUAUAUAUAUAUAUAUAUAUAUACAUAUAUACAUAUAUAUUGAUAAUAUUAAUAUCAAUAUAUCUCAGUUAAACCUGCAGGGCCGCUUAAAAAGGCAGUGUGACCGAUUUUGAUCCUCGCAAAACCUUGCUCAAAACCUGAUAAGAAUAAUUGUAAGCACAGCAUAAGGAUGGUUGAGAUUAGGCGAGGAUUGAGCGUACACUUUUUCAAGCUUAGGGUCAAUUUGUGUGAAAACGUCGUCUUACAUGCUGUGUGCAAGUUUAAAGUUGUUUAAUACGAUUCGUAUAUCAUAACUGAACAUAUUUAUAAUGCUUAUUUUCAAAUUCGCUGGUCCGCAGACUUUGAAUAUAAAAGACAUUUUCGGUCAAACAUCGGUGACACUGCCCCUUUAAUCCGUGUUUACCUCAAAAGACCACUAUAGUCUGUUUUAUCUGUUAAGACUUAAGAAUCAUUUGAAAUUUGAAAAAAAUCCAAAUUUGUUACCACCUGCAUGUAAUUCUUUACGGAUGAAACACUUUAUAUAGACCCAUUGCACAUGACGUCACAGCGCCGGUGACGAUGCAUCUGGAGGAUAAAUUAGCAAUCUAUGCAUAAUAUAACUUUCGUAAACAAAGCAAAUUUUGUAAAACUUUAUAAUAAUUUUGUAUUAAAAUGGUUAAUUUUUGCGCUGUAUGUGAAUUUUGUACCCGAACAAAUAUUGUUAGGAAGCAUCUGGAGGACACUCUAAGGAUUUGUGACGUCAAUGCAAUGGGUCUAUAGUGACUUUUCGAUUAGAUACAUUAAUUUAACCUAAAAUUUGUAUAUAUGUUGUUGACAUUGACAGGCGGUCAUGUUAGAGUCUGCGACAGCCGCUACGAUUACCUGGCGGGAUCAACCAAAGUUCAACUGGCACAAUGUUACCAAAAUUUAAUUGACGAGUCGGGACGUUUGGAAGUGGAUAUCCGACCUGUUCAGACCCAGACAGGAUCAGUCGACUGUGGAUUGUUUGCUAUCGCCUUCGCGUACGAAUUAACAGUUGGACACCAGCCCGUACACCUGAUACACUUUGACCAAAAUAGAAUGAGGAGCCAUCUUCUCUCCUGUUUUGAGAAGCGAGAACUAACCCACUUCCCCCAAGCAAGUCGACAGCCAGCAACACAGCCAAUUAGGCAACACAACAAAGUUAAAAUCGCGACCUUAUGUGACUGUAAACUGCCAGAAAAAUGUAACUGUGCACUAGGCUUUUAGCCAGAGUUCUAAAAGAUGGCGUCCAAUUUUGGUACAACGAUACAUCUACAGUAAGGGGGGGGGGGGUUGAGAAAACGUUCCUCUGGAAAACCUUUGAAGUUUACGUUACUUCAUGUCAGUAUCUGUCCCAAGCUCGUUCGAAAUUUUUCAAACACACUUGGCUUUGUGAGUUUGUGCCGCUAUGCUUCUUUACUUAACUACGACAUUUUCAUUCAGCCAUGUACCCAUCAAAUAGAUCAAAAUGUCAAAUGUAUAAUAAUAAUAAGAAUUGAAGCUAUUUCGUUUCAGAUAAAUUAAUAUACUUAGGGAAAUAAUUGAAAAUAAUUUCCCUUUUCCCCCAGAAUUUGGGCGUCCAAAGGCGUUCACUUUUUUCUAUAGGGCGUCCCAGGACGCCCUUCUGGCUAAAAUCCAUCUGUGCACACAAAGCUUCUUUUUAAUCUAAUAAUCUUUAAUCUUUCAAGAGUUUCACAUUAAAUAGUAUAUACUAAUUUACAAUGUGAAUUACAUUUAAAAUUUAUAAGAAAUCUAACUAUAAUAUUUACAAGUAAUCUUUAAUUUAAAAAUAUUUUGAAAGAAUCGACAAAUUUACUUCGACUCCAGCCUUUGCGGUUAAAACUUUCAAUCCCAUACUAUUUUUAAAUCGUUCUGCUCGAUAUCUAAAAUUAUACAGUUUUUCUCCAUUUGAUUUAGUUUGUCUCUGUCUUAUCUGAUUAACUGUUUUUGGCAAGAAACUAUGUAGUCUUUAAUAUUUUAAGGAACUGAACUCAAUAAACGAUCCAAUACUGAUCUGGAGGACAAGGGAUACGUAAUACCUGCUCCUGGGAAACCACAACACGAAACAGCAGGUCAAAAUAAAACCUGUGAAGAGCCCAAAUUAUCGCCAGAAAAUCCUGUUUAUACUGAGCUUGAUGUGAACGGUAGGAAUACAACGGAAGACAGUACCUAUCAGAAACUAGUAAAGCCAGACUCACGAAACAUCCUUCUUUAACAGUUCAUGAUAAAAAAAUAUGAUUUUGACCAAUAAAUGCGGGAAUAAGCUUUAACACGAAAACGAGGCUAAGGGGCAAUGGCCCAUGCAUGUAUUGAAGAAGGAUGCUCUGCUUCUUUGCACGUAGCCAGUGAGAAAAAAACUUGAAAUUCAUUCCAUUUAAGGGGAGUCCUAAGCUAAAAACAGUGUAGCUGUGAGGUAAUUACCGG